AUGAACUUCAGCCUUCUGCUGACAUCUCUUGCGACUCUGUUUACGCUGUCUUCUGGUCAGGAGGAUGGUACCUUUCGUGAGGAGUAUGCAGAGUAUGCCACGACACUGAGGGAAGAUCUUCUCCGCCGCUACGACGCCGCCGUGCCUCCGCGAAGCAGGCGUGACGUGAACUACAGCAAAGCCGGGACCGAUGUCGCUAUGGAGAUUCGUAUGUUCAAGGUCGAGGGCGUGGAUUCCUCGCGGGGGCAGAUGCGCCUGAAGGUCUGGGUGCGGCUGGCUUGGAAUGACUUGCGGCUCAGCUGGGACCCGGCUGCCUACGGGAACAUUACGCAGAUCAAUUUCCGCAGUCUGCCGCCCACACAGGGGACAGAAAUCUGGACACCAGAUGUACAGCUCUACAAUGCCAAUGUUGGCAAUGCAGCGACCCUCGACAACUCGUUGGCCACGGCUUAUUCGGAUGGUUCCAUUUUUUGGAGCCGCCCUGGCAUCCUGGACACGCUCUGCAAGUUUAGCGGACUGGUUGCCUUUCCCUUCGACAGCCUCUCCUGUUCCAUGGAGUGGGGUGGCUGGAGUUGGUCCGGCGGAUUUCAGGGAAUUCUCCUCCGAGGGGCUGGGUAUUCGGAAUCCACGCAAGAAGAUACCGCCGGGUCUUCUUACCAGGAGUACAGUAUUGCUGAAGUCAGUGUCGACUUGAAAACCAACUUCUACGACACAUUUCCAAGCGAACCUUGGACACUGGUGAAGUAUACGGUGAGGCUUGGCCGUGCGUCUUUUUACUACACAUUGCUGAUCAUUCUACCAACCGUUCUGCUUACCUUCCUCUCCUUUGGCGUGUUCUUCAUGUCCCACGAGGUGGGGGAGCGGCUAUCCUUCGGCAUCACGCUGGUUUUGGUUAUCGAAGUGAUGAAAACGACGGCGGCCUCCUUCGUGCCAGUCUGCGGAGAGCUUCUUUGGAUCGACCUCUUCAUGCUGGUGAGUACGGUGUUUUGCUGCGCGAGCUUGCUGGAAACCAUGGCCAUCUUAUUCCUGGCCUUUCAUGUGGAGAAGCACGUCCUCCCAAGUUGGCUUGCAUGGAUCGCGCCUUGGUUUCUGUGCCGAUCUGACUCGGAUAUCCUGGUAGAGUCAAAGGCAGGCAGAAUCUAUCGCCAGCUCAAUCGGGAAAACUCCAACAGGCUCCACGAGAAUAAAGCCAACUUCCAGAAGGGUGCCAAGAUGGAGGAGCUCUUGGCGCGGCAGUUCUCCGAGACAGACACAGAACGCCUAAUCUUCUUUGAGAACCUCUUCUACUUGCUGGACUCCGACUCAAAUGGGUUGAUCACCACAGAGGAAGCCGCCACCAUGCUCAGCUUCGUGAACCUCAGCCUGUCUCGGACGGCCUUGGAGGACAUCUUGAUGGAAGCCUGGGAGCCCAAGCGGCUCUUCGACUGUGGCGACUUCCUGGAGAUUUGUGUGGAGCUGAUGUGGACGAUUCCCUUCAAGGAGAUCAAGCUCGGAGCGGAAAAUUACAUGAGUUCCCAAAGCCGCCACGCCAAGCGCUGCCACACGUACUGGCUGAAGUGGUCCAAGGCCGUCGACAAGUGGUCUCGUUUUUGGCUGCCGCUUCUCUACACCAUCUCCCUCGGCUUUCUCUUGAAUCUGGAGCUCUCGGAUGAGUAUGGAACCGGCUCAGCGGCAGGCGCCAAAAUGUUCGAAGGUUUUGGCUUGGUAUCUAUGUCCACGCCUGGCCUUCUUUCAGCAUUGAUUACUCCGGCUAUCGGCCUGGUCUCCAUUCUCACUUGGGUGCAGAUGCGCCAUGUCGCCCAGAAGUGGAAGGCACAGCAGAAGGCAGCCAUGAAAAUCCUCGACACGGUUGCAGACAACACGCGCGCAAGGCCACGUUGGACGGUGAGGUCUGCCGACCUCCAGAACUUCCGCAACCAGGAUCUAGAGUCAGAGGAGGCGAGCAACGACGACAUGUGUACGGCCACCUUCCAAGAUGAUGACGCCGUCCGAGAGAGUCUGGGUGAUGUGGAGAUGUCGCACAGUGCGACGAUGCUGUCCCCCAGAUCAAAGACCAAAGCUUGCCACGAGUGGGAACAAAUCGCACGAUACAUGUCCAAAGCCCCAGCCUAG
This is a messenger RNA of Symbiodinium sp. CCMP2592, 2112 nucleotides long. The record is from the annotation of a GenBank genome assembly. Lineage: Eukaryota; Dinophyceae; Suessiales; Symbiodiniaceae.